AAAUACAUAAACUAUUUGCUUUAGUGUGUUAUAGUCUGGUUGAUGGUUAAACCUAUCUAGUCUGUCAUGAAGAAUACAAACUAGUGCAUUUCUGAAUGAUUGAUCGAGUAAAGUUGGAUUUAGCCUAUGAUCUGUCAAGAAAAUGCAACAGAAAAACCUGUAUUACAUUGUCUCAACAUUAUGAAAAAAGGCUUUGGUGUGCUGCUAUGAGUUCAGUGGCAACAUAAUUAACCAGCUUCAGCCAAGUUGCCUCCUUGGCGACUGCGCGCGCGUGUCUAUCAACAUCGUACAAGGACUGUUUGUUGUCCGGUGCCCGGCGACGUCACGGAAUUUGAGAGCGCGACAGUGCGCCCUAGGACUCAAAUACUGUGGCAAGUUUACCGACGUGAGUUUUCCUGAUCCGACUCUUGUUUGGAGCUCGUCUCUCUUGCAUUGGAAUAGUACAAGGGAGAAGGAAAAUAAUCAGAAUCUAUGAUCUCGCUCCCUUUGAUGAAAACAGUCCCAUUUUACCCUCUGACUUCAUGAUCCAAUUGGGUAUAGACAGUCUAUUCGCCAGAGAUGUCCACCGCUGCAACUCCAACCACCCCCUCUCAGUUAACAUCGGAUCAACUCACGGUCAUUGUGGCAGCAUUUUCAGGUCUGGUGUUCUUUGUGGUGAUCGUGGUGCUGCUGUCCAUAUACCGAAAAGAACCUCACUGCUGCAAGGACACCCAUGGAGACAUGGAUACCCCUCCUCAGUACUACAGCAGCAGACAGACACUGGUGGGAAAUCCCUGUCUGGAACAGACUCAUGACAUCAUACACGACAACACACACUCACAGUCAGGGCAGCUGUUCCUUAUCGGCCUGCCCUCCAGCUACCGCCUGCCCUCCCUGGAGGCGCCCCUCCCCAGGCUGCCCUCCUACGAGAGUGUCAGGAAGAAGGACCGCCAGAGACAGAUACACAUGAUGAUCGCUGACCGUUUCGGCCUCAACGGCUCCAUGCUGACUGAGCCCCCUCCAACGUAUGAGGAGAGCAUCCGCCACUCUAUUGAAGUGCCCUUUGACAUUCUGGGAUCUGUAAUAGACGCCCCUCAUCCCCUGAACAUUUCCCCUCCGCACCCUGGCACAGACUUUACCACUCAGUCAGAGGUAACCACUCAGUGCCCAUCCACUCAGGAUGCCAACAGUGCCACCCUACCAGUCUGAAUCCUCAGACUCGCUACUGACACACGAUGACAAGGACAACUGGAGUAUUGAUGCUUUUUAUCCACCUUGAUGUGCCAAACUGGUCAGAGGAUAACAGACAGUGGAAAUGAACACAUUCUCAAUAGGUUGAAUCAGAUCCAGCAGCCAAUGGGUUGACUGUACUGUAGGAACAUUCCGCAGUGGCAGUAUGCUGGAAGAUAGUGACCAAAGAUGGUGAAAUUCUACAUUGCGGGUUACUCCAUAAUGACAAACUUGAAUGUCUAAACACCUCUUGUCAGUUGUGAUUUUAAACUGGAGCCUAAAUAAGAUUGAUGAACUGGGAAGACUUGGAUUACCAUUCUUCAGUGAAAAGGGAAACCGUCCUGUAGAUGACCAAUACCAUGACUAUAUGUGUCUGAGGUGGCAGGUUCUAAUGCCAAAGUUAACUGUAAGAGGAGACAGGCCAGGUAGAAAGACACUCCAUGACAAUCUGCUGCUGAAAAACAAAGACUAUUUUGCUGUGAACAGAAAAAGCACCAAAAAGGGAAGAACGAUCUUUAGAUAAAAAAAAAAUGUUUAUCAUAUUUUCUACAUUUGAUCAUUUUAUGGAUUAAAGUAAUCUGGAUGAUUGUUUUUUGGGGAACUGUGUUGUAGCAAGUCCUUUUCUGAGUAAAAUCACUCUCCUCUUUUAGUGCAAUGUACGAGCCAAAAACGUAUAAGCGUGAGAUAUAAAAUGCUCAUAUGUCCUACCCUGCUGAGCUUGGGUUGUACAGCUGAGCCAGCUACAACUUGUGUGUUAGUCUUGGAACCUGUGAAGAGUGAGUCAACAACACCAAACCUGUGUUGGCUCUGGUAACGGGUCUUAAAAGCCCAAUGCAGCCGUUUUUAUAUCAAAUCAUUUAUGGGUAAUAAUAAUGUACCUUACUGUGAUGGUUUUCUAUUAAAAUGAUCAAAAUUGUUUUUUUGUUGCUUUUAAGCUUUUUAAGCGUUAAACGUUUUAACAAGCAAGAUUUGUGGUCCGAGUGGGGAGGAGAAAAGGGAAAACUAGUUGUUAUUGUUAGUGAGGUUUGGAACUCUUUGUUAUUAAUCUAUUAACUCAUUUACCACCUGGUGAUGUCACCAGGCAUGCCGAAACUUCACCAUGCAAAACCUGCUGUUUAGAAGGUCCUAUGUAGAAUGUAUUUUCACCCAGGAAAUAAUACCGAUCAAAUCUUGUUAGUUUCAUCAGCUGUUGUACAAUAUGAUGCAAAACACAGAAAACUGAAUUUUGAAUUUUCACGGGGCCUUUAAGAUACAAUUCAGCAUUGGGAUUGUGGGAAGCGUUAACUAAGUAGCUAGCUUUGUUUAUUCAAGAGCUCUGUGAACAGUGAAUGAGAAUAGCUGUGUAAAAAGCUUUUUUUUGUUGGUUAACUGGGCUGCCUGUCUUAACAGUCCCUGCACAAGCUUGAGAAGAAACCAGUAUGAAUGACAAGAAAAAGUAUGUAAUAUUUCCCUCACAUCAUGUCUGAAACAAAAGUAUGAGGUUUCAGCAGCCGUUAGCAAGUAGAGACAAGUCUACUCAAAAGACAGCAAUUGGGAAAUACUUGUACAAGUGUAAGAGUGAGAAUUGGAGUUGAUGAUCAUUUAUAGACCUGUCUGUCACGUAAACUAAUUGAGAUGGUGGUGGCUUCUAGAUAAAGACAUGUUUAACAUAGCGCCUGUGUGCUGUCUCUGUCUGGCCUUAAUGUCCACUAGUGUCCUUUUCACCUCAUUUAACACAUGAUUUACUUUACAAAAGGCACAUCUCAAUAGGUGGUCCAGGUAUGACAUGACAUGGAACAAGCAGGGGGAGAGGCAGGUGGUACUUUCCUCUUUUGUUCUCUAUUGUUCCUCAAACAAGGAGGAGGCUGAUGACAUCACAUCUGACCAUCUCCUUGUAUUUGAUUUAUUUAACCUUUAUUUAUCUAGGCAGUUAAGAACAGUGGGUUAACUGCCUUGUUCAGGGGCAGAACGACAGAUUUUUACCUUGUCAGCUCGGGGAUUCGAUCUAGCAACCUUUCGGUUACUGGCCCAACGCUCUAACUACUAGGCUACCUGCCGCCCUUAAUCUGCCACUCCAAAAUCCUUGAAGUUAACUUAAAGUUUGUGGUUGUCUCAAAUACACUAUUUUGCUCAAAACAUUUUUUUUUUAACCCUUUAGUGUAUGUAUUUAUACUUGGGAUAUUUGAACAGGAAAAGUAAAACAAAAUCACUGGAGGACGUCUAACUUUCACUUUCCGAACCCUCUAAAAUGCACUUUACAUUGGUGGGAGCAGUGUUUUUGUGCAUUUUGAAUCACCCUGGAACCUAACUUUUAUACAAGUGAAUUUAUGACCUGUAAGUUUACUUUGAGCCCACCACCAAGUUAUGUCUGACCUGUACACACACAUUGAACAUAUGUAUGUAAAUAAUAAACUGUUAUUAAAUCAAA
Oncorhynchus kisutch (coho salmon) is the source of this 3616-nucleotide messenger RNA. RefSeq lists its product as uncharacterized. The record is from RefSeq and is a predicted model, not a curated record. Bases 559 to 1188 code for a protein of 209 amino acids. The transcript is spliced from 5 exons. NCBI's taxonomy places the organism in Eukaryota, Metazoa, Chordata, Actinopteri, Salmoniformes, Salmonidae.